AUGAAGAACGUAGAGCUAAUAUUCGUUCCACAAACAAGCAAAGGCCACUUGAUCCCAAUUCUCGAAUUUGCAAAGCGUCUCGUUGAUCACGAUAACCGGAUUUUGAUCACCAUUGUUCUCGUUAAAUCGCCUUUUGAUUCUUUCGCCAAUGCUUAUAUCGAAUCAAUCAAGGCCUCGAGGCCCGACCGAUUCAAAUUCAUCAAUGUUCCUUUGAUUGUUGAUCAUCAUCGGCAGUCGUUUGAAGACCACGUCAUUGAUCUUAUGGAAACGCACUUGCCGCUUUUGAAAAACGUUGUCACUGACAUUUCUUCGUCAAAAUCAAGUUUAAAUUCGACGACUUUUACAAGGUUUGUUUUCGAUUUGCUGUUUGUACCACUGGUCGACGUUGCUCAUGAAUUCAACAUCCCUUCGUAUAUAUUUUUAGCCGCUAAUGCGGGGUUCUUGAGUCUUUUGUUCCACUUGACGACCCGACAUAGUGAGACUCGAGAUAUCCCUGAGUUUAAACGGUCCAAUCUGGACGAGUUGAUCUCGGGAUUUAUCAAUCCCGUCCCUUCUAGUGUUUUGCCUUCUGACUUGUUCGACAAGGAUAAUGGUUAUCCUGCCUAUAUGAUGAUUGCUCAAAAGUUCAAGGCUGCCAAAGGGAUUAUGGUUAAUACAUUUGAAGAGCUUGAACCUUAUGCUUUUAGCAAUUUCUCCAAUGGCAGAAAUCCCCCGGUUUACUCUGUCGGGCCAGUGCUUGAUAUCAAUUGUAGGCCUCACACUGAGUCGAACUUGGCUCAACACAAAAAAGUGAUGAAAUGGCUUGAUGAACAGCCUCAAUCAUCGGUGAUAUUUCUUUGCUUUGGAAGCUUUGGGCGCUUUCUUGCACCCCAAGUCAAAGAAAUAGCGCUUGGACUUGAGCAAAGCGGAUACAGGUUCUUAUGGUCCUUGUGCAUGCAAUCAUUGUCAACGCCGCAACCAUCACAAAACGAUGCUCUAGGAGGAGUUCGUUACAAUGAAGACAUGUUUCCGGAAGGGUUCACGGAAAGGAUCCAAGGGAAGGGGAUGAUGAUAUAUGGGUGGGCACCGCAGGUGGAGAUUUUAGCCCAUGAAGCAAUAGGAGCAUUCGUAUCCCAUUGUGGUUGGAACUCAAUCCUCGAAAGCUUGUGGUUCGGGGUGCCGAUGGUAACAUGGCCUAUGUACGCUGAACAAAAAAUGAACGCAUUUAAAAUGGUGAAGGAAUUAGGGUUAGCGGUGGAGCUAAGACUCGACUACGAACAACUUAACAUCGACAAUGUUGUGACAGCCAACGAGAUCGAAAAAGCGGUCAAGCAAGUAAUGGAUGAUUGCAGUGGGGUUAGGCAGAAAGUGAAGGAAAUGGCAAAAAUUGCUAGGAAAGCAAUUGUCAACGGAGGAUCUUCGUUUCAUUCGAUCCAAAAAUUGAUUGAUGAUAUGAUAGUUUCAGUAUGAAUUUUUGCAUCAAUAAAAAUGAAGAAAGCAGAGCUAAUAUUUGUUCCACAAACAAGCAAGGGCCACUUGAUCCCAAUUCUCGAAUUCGCAAAGCGCCUCGUUGAUCACGAUGAUUGGAUUUCGAUCACCGUUGCUUUUGUUAAAUCACCCUCCGAUUCUUUCACCGAUGCUUACAUCGAAUCGGUCAAGACAUCGAAACUAGACCGAUUCGAAUUCAUUGAUGUGUCUCAACAAGAAGAACAUCAUUCUUUAGUUGUUGAUCAUCAUUCGCAAUCGAUCAAAUACCACGUCGAUGCCCUCAUGGAAACACAUAUGCCGCUUUUGAAAGACUUUGUCACUGAAAUCUCGUCAUCGAGAUCGGAUUUGGACACAUUUACAGGGGUUCUUGAGUCUUUUGUUCCACCUAACGACUCAACACGAUGAUACUUGGAAUAGCCCUGAUUUUAAACGGUCCUAUCCUGACGAGUUGAGCUCGGGAUUUAUCAAUCCCGUCCCUUUCAAUGUUUUGCCUUCGGCUUUGUUUGAC
Gossypium raimondii (Peruvian cotton) is the source of this 1975-nucleotide messenger RNA. RefSeq names its product UDP-glycosyltransferase 71D1. The record is from RefSeq and is a predicted model, not a curated record. Gene Ontology annotation, molecular function: UDP-glycosyltransferase activity. Lineage: Eukaryota; Viridiplantae; Streptophyta; Magnoliopsida; Malvales; Malvaceae. The transcript is spliced from 3 exons. Bases 1 to 1449 code for a protein of 482 amino acids.